AACACCUUGGGAACAUCUUUGGAAAACAUCACGUUUUAAUCAUAAGAAGCAGUUGUUUAUUUAAGACUUUUUAUCUGUUUUAACUAUAGAGGGGAACCUUGCGUAAAGAAUUCAAACCGUUCGCUCUAUGGGGAAAUUUUACCUCCUAGUAAUCGUGCUGUUGUGUGUCGCAUCGUGCAGUUUUGCCAAUCAAAAUUCGGUUUCAAAGUUACCUAAUGGCUCGCUGUCUAUUACAACAAUUCCAGAAAUCAUUGUUACUUCUACUUUGACGAAAACGUUUGAUGGUAAAGGUUUAGAACCGUGGUAUGAUGUGGCUAAAUCUUUCAUUCAUACGGUUCAAAAAGAAGAUUUACCCUACGAUGAUAUAAAAAAGGCGGAUGAUGGGGAUUUUGAAGUGGAAGAGUUUCUCAAAGGCUGGGAGUUACCAUUUCUUGUUGUCUUUGCAAUUGGAUUUUUAUUUGCCAUCAUUUUACCAAUUGUUGGUUUUUGCUUUUGUUGCUGUCGAUGUUGUGGAAAGUGUGGUGGUGAGAUGGUGCAAAAGCAGAGCAAUAAAGAUGGUUGCAAGCGCGCUGUCUUUGGUGCUGUGCUUGGCAUUAUCACAAUUUUGAUGUUUGCUGGUUGUUUAAUGGCAUUUGUGUCUAAUGAUCGCAUCACAGACACUGUAGAAAGCCUGAAAACGACACCAAUCGCGGCCAUUCGUGAUACUGAACAAUAUUUCAAUAAGACUGUCACUGUGGUGACAAGCAGCUUGAUAGGAACGGUUAUAGACGUUCUUGAUAUUGUUGUGAAGGAUGUCAUAGACCUGCCUUCUACCAUUGGUAAUGAAGUCAAGGAGAAAUUGAAAGGAGUGGUAGAAUCACCGCUGCAAAGUGUCAUCGAACUCGGAAAGAAAACAGAACGUAUGGGGGAAUUACUGGCGAACAUAAACAGCAGCACAAAUGACUUACAGUCGAAAUCCCAAGACCUGGAUGCUAAGAUUAUUUCUGUUAAUAUUAACCUAACCGCCAUAGGUCAACCCAACAUACAUACAGAGGCUAACUACGGCGUUUUGCCUGACGUUAGUAAUCAGUCGACAAAUAUCAACAAUAUCAAUAAUAACAAUUUUACCAAAAAGGCAGAGCAGGGUCUCGGUGAAUUCAAUAAUAUCGACGCUAGAAUCAGAAACGAGAGCAAUGCUACAACUGAAAAGAUAAGAAAUGAAACCGUUAGUGCGAAAAAUGAAUUUAAGGAUCAAAUUGAGGAAGAUAUCGUUAAGGAGGUGAACAAGCUGAUAUUAAAUAAGACAGACGGCUGGAUCAAGGAUGUUGAGGAAUUGUGGGAUGAUCAUAUCGAACCAUACGAUCGAUACAGAUGGAGCGCUGGCGUUGGUUUGACAUGCGUGCUUCUCUUACCCGUUGUUUUAAUGGCACUGGGUUUAUUGUGCGGAAUAUUUGGUCAUGACAAGGACAAUGAACCGACGGAGCGUGGAACAAUAUCCAACAUGGGUGGAAACUUUCUUAUGGCUGCAACAGGCUUCAUGUUUAUAUUUGUGUUUUUCCUCAUGUUGUUCACUGCAAUCUGUUUCGUCCUCGGAGCACAUUUGGAGAAAUCUUGCUACAGUCUCAGGGAGGAAACAUUGUACACUGAUUUCUUAGACAGUCCUAAAUAUUGGGACGGAGACUAUCUGCUCGCUAAAACAAUAUUUGAUAAUGGAUCCCUUCCAUUGAAAAUCGCGAAAGUUCUCUCAGAUUGCAGAGAUAAUAAGGCUAUCUAUCAAGCAAUUCAAGGAGAUUUAAAAUGGGACCUGGAUUCAAAGUUCAGUGUAAAAGAUAAACUCGGAGAUUUUGAGAAAAACUUGGACGGUUUCAAUGUUUCAGUAAACGAUCAGGAUAUUCUAAAUAACGAAACUAAGAAUAAUUUAAGAGACUUGAGUAAAUCCGGUGUGAAUAAGAUCGAAUUUGAAAAGUUCUUUAACGAGACGGGAAAGAAUGUUCUAAACAAUGCAAGUAUUAUCGAUGACAUAAAGAAGAAUGUGAAUUCGAGCGAUAUAACAGCAGAUUUGGACAACAUUCAAAAUAAAGCGAAUGAAAUGAAGAUUAUUUCGAAUCAGUUAGAAAAAGACGUUAGAGAGUUGCAGACCCUCGGAGGAAACAUUUCAUCUCUUGCAAAUGAAACAUUGGUAAAGGCUGAAGGGGCAGAGGAUAAGUUUAGUAGUACGGUGAAUGUUAAUAUCGGAAAAAUUGUUAGCGACGAGGCAAAACGUCUUUUAGGAUAUACAGACGAUAUAGCGGACUGGGCCAUAAAGUCUGUCAAACACGACCUGGGUCAAUGCAAAAUUUUAACUGACGUAUACGAUGCUGCUGUUAAUUUGGUUUGUCGUGAAACAGUUUAUCCAUUUAAUGGUUACUGGUUUUCCGUUGGCUUCUGUCUGUUCUUUUACAUCCCAGCCAUAAUUUUCUGCGUCAAGUUGGCGAAACAUUAUAGACGAAUGAGAUUCGAGGAAGGAUUUGACAAACACGACGGCGUGGAGAUGUCACACAUGGGUGAAAGAAAUAAAGUAUGGGUUAAACCGGGGAACGCAGUUUAUCCCAAGUGAAUCUGGAAAAACAAAGAAAGAAAUUCAUUAUUUGCCAUCCACCCUGCCCUUUAGAGAAAAUCAUUAUUAUUUAUAGACGGGCCAAGACUUUUGAAUAGGAAUGCAUAUAAUUCAAAACACUUUUUAGGAUAAUUUUUUAGCAAAGUUUCUAAUUUUAGUUGUGUCGCGAUUAGGUUAUUUUGUAGUUUGAAAAAUUUGACCCAGCAAAUUCAUCACUUGCCGUGGUAAAAGGCGAAGCACGCGUUGUCUAGAAGUACCGCAAUUCUUAUUCCAUUACAUUCCAGUUUUUUAAAUUCCACCCUGACCCAAAACGUGCAACAGAAUAUAUCGGAAUGACAGCAUUUUACCUGCCCAGGACAACACUUGUUCACAUGCAAUAUAUAUACUCGUCCAUCUCUUUUUCUCUGUGUUUUGGCAAAUGUACAAAAAUGUGCUUCAAAUUUAUCGCUUCACUGAAAUGCCACCGACAGAAAACUACGUUUGCAGUCUGUAUUUCACAUUCUUUACGUUUUUUUCAUCGAGCGAUAACUAAAUUUGAAGCAUUUCGCAUCUAAAAAAACCUUUCAUAAAUAAUAUCAAUCGUUCACAUUUAAUCUUUGCCAAACCACAAAUUUUGCACGAUUUGGUCGUUUGAAAAUGGUUUAAUUUAUAAUCGAGAUGGUUAAAUAUCUCAUUAGGCGGGAGGAAUAAAGUCGAAUUUUUAUUCAACCAAUUCGGUCUUUGCUUAUUGAAGACCAACUUUCUGUAUAAUAACAUGUAUAUGUCUUGUGUGUAUAUAUAAUUAUCUUGUUUCGUUGAUUACUUCAUUUGCCUUAACUAUAUACCAUAUAUGAUUGUGAAUAAUAAUUCGUAUCCGAUUUUAUCAAAAAAUAAUAAUAAACUUGUAUAACUUA
Messenger RNA from Dendronephthya gigantea, 3468 nucleotides. Its product is annotated as prominin-1-like. Bases 128 to 2575 code for a protein of 815 amino acids. NCBI's taxonomy places the organism in Eukaryota, Metazoa, Cnidaria, Anthozoa, Malacalcyonacea, Nephtheidae. The record is from RefSeq and is a predicted model, not a curated record. The transcript is spliced from 24 exons. Gene Ontology annotation, cellular component: membrane.